This is a messenger RNA of Hyaena hyaena (striped hyena), 818 nucleotides long. RefSeq names its product small nuclear ribonucleoprotein polypeptide C (gene SNRPC). Gene Ontology annotation, biological process: mRNA 5'-splice site recognition; spliceosomal snRNP assembly; mRNA splicing, via spliceosome. The coding region runs from base 100 to 579 and encodes 159 amino acids. The record is from RefSeq and is a predicted model, not a curated record. The transcript is spliced from 6 exons. Gene Ontology annotation, molecular function: zinc ion binding; pre-mRNA 5'-splice site binding. Gene Ontology annotation, cellular component: nucleus; U1 snRNP. NCBI's taxonomy places the organism in Eukaryota, Metazoa, Chordata, Mammalia, Carnivora, Hyaenidae.
GUCGCGUUUGACUCGUCGGUUUAACGGCGUCGGCGCUUGUUGUGUACGUCACUUCCGGGCGGCGCGCGGGACGGAGUGGUCAACGGCCUGCAGAGCAACAUGCCUAAGUUUUAUUGUGACUACUGCGACACAUACCUCACCCAUGACUCCCCAUCUGUGAGAAAGACACACUGCAGUGGUAGGAAACACAAAGAGAAUGUGAAAGACUACUAUCAGAAAUGGAUGGAAGAGCAAGCCCAGAGCCUGAUCGACAAAACAACCGCUGCAUUUCAGCAAGGAAAGAUUCCUCCUACUCCAUUCUCUGCUCCCCCUCCUGCAGGGGCCAUGAUUCCACCUCCCCCCAGUCUCCCGGGUCCUCCUCGCCCUGGUAUGAUGCCAGCACCCCACAUGGGGGGCCCUCCCAUGAUGCCAAUGAUGGGCCCUCCUCCUCCUGGGAUGAUGCCAGUGGGACCUGCUCCUGGAAUGCGGCCGCCUAUGGGAGGCCACAUGCCGAUGAUGCCUGGGCCCCCGAUGAUGAGACCUCCUGCCCGUCCCAUGAUGGUGCCCACUCGACCGGGAAUGACUCGACCGGACAGAUAAGGAGAGACAGGGGCCUCUUUGUAUCCAUUUUAUAUCACUCGUUCUGCUUCACCAGGAGAUCAUGGUGCUGUGACUCUGGGUGUUUUCUAACGGCAUGACAAGGAAGACUUGCUCCCCCUUCCUAUCAAACAGAGGAUAGUUUUUGCGAGGGAGUAGUGGGACAAACAAACAACAAAAAGAGCAAUUUUCAUUUGUAUUGUGAAAUGUGAAAAUAAAGUUGUCAACUGUUUUAGUUAAAA